AUGGCAAAGCAUUCCUGGAGCCCUGAACAAACCCAGAAUUCAACCACCAAGACAAAGAAGCGCAAGAGAGACUCUGAGAGCUCAUCAACUACAUGUUACGAGGUUUGCCGUCUAGAUCACGUGGAAGUGCUCUAG
Molecule: messenger RNA, 135 nt
Organism: Sclerotinia sclerotiorum 1980 UF-70
Lineage: Eukaryota; Fungi; Ascomycota; Leotiomycetes; Helotiales; Sclerotiniaceae
Exons: 1
Coding region: 1-135 (44 amino acids)
Source: RefSeq, a predicted model, not a curated record